This is a messenger RNA of Salarias fasciatus (jewelled blenny), 3792 nucleotides long. Its product is annotated as G1/S-specific cyclin-D2-like. The transcript has 5 exons. The record is from RefSeq and is a predicted model, not a curated record. Lineage: Eukaryota; Metazoa; Chordata; Actinopteri; Blenniiformes; Blenniidae. Bases 1 to 885 code for a protein of 294 amino acids.
AUGGAGCUGUACUGCCUGGAGUCGAACUCCGCCGUGAGAGCCCAGCCCGACCCGAACCUCCUGAGUGAUGAGCGGGUGCUGCAGAGCCUGUUGACCGUGGAGGAGCGCUUCCUGCCGCAGUGCUCCUACUUCCAGCGGGUCCAGAAGGACAUCCAGCCCUACAUGAGGCGCAUGGUGGCCGGCUGGAUGCACGAGGUGUGUGAAGAGGAGAAGAGUAAUGAAGACGUCUUCCCUUUAGCCAUUAACUAUUUGGACAGAUUUUUAGCCGUUAUGCCCACGAGAAAGAGUUAUUUACAGCUUCUGGGAGCCGUGUGUAUGUUCCUGGCCUCCAAGUUAAAGGACUGCAGGCCACUCUCAGCAGACAAACUCUGCAUGUACACAGACAACUCCAUCACGCCACGGGAACUGCUGGACUGGGAACUGGUCGUGCUGGGCAAGUUGAAGUGGAACAUGGCCUCAGUCAUCCCCAACGAUUUCAUAGAGCACAUCAUUCGCCGGCUGCCGCUUCCCAAAGACAAGCUGUCGAUGGUCCGCAAGCACACGCAGACGUUCAUCGCCCUCUGUGCCACAGAUGACCGCCUCGCCAUGAACCCUCCCUCCAUGAUUGCCACCGGCAGCAUGGGAGCUGCCGUCUGCGGCCUGCAGCUGGACCACAGUGACCAGAGGCUGAGUCGAGACAACCUGACAGACCUGCUGGCCAAGAUCACCAACACAGAGGUGGACUGCUUGAGGGCUUGCCAGGAGCAGAUCGAGCGCGUGCUGGCCGCCAGCCUGCAGCAGGGCCAGCACCACCGGCAGGAGGGCGGCCUCCGGGCCGGCAGCAAGACCCGCGAGCAGCAGGACCAGUCCAGCACCCCCACGGACGUUCGCGACGUCAACUUAUGAGCUCCCGGCGCCGCCCGGCCCGCCGCAUAAACUGAAAGAGGAGGGCUGGAGGCGGGGGCUUUUCAGCGGUGGUCUGACAAUCUAUGAACUUUUAGAAAUAAGAAAUUUGUCUCUUUUGUUUUGUUUUUACUCUUUCACACCCCGUUGGGUGUGUGUUCACCUUUUGUUGGGCCACAUGUAAUCAAAAACAAGCUAUUUAAAAAAGAAACUGUCUUGAAAACUUGAUAGUGCCUUAGGUUCCCCGAGAGUGGAGGCCUGAGAAUAUAUUUUCAUACUUGAAAACAAAAAUAGCAUAAUUAUAUUAAAUAUACAUAUUUUCUUUUUGAUACAAACUAGCAAAAUGUAUAUUUAGCUAGCAUUUAGUUAUGUUACUCUUUACCCAUUUUUAGUGAGCAGUUAUCAAUUGAAAUGGGGUUUUCUGUGCGAUCGUUACCAGCACGUGGCAUUUACACCGAGCUGAGACAUCACCGUGCGCCUGUAGCACCGCUCACUAUUUAUGCGGAGGAAGUGCUGGACGAGAGGGGGCUGGGCCCGCUCGCACCGGACGGACGUGAAGACGGGACGGGGUCCUCGGACCGGAGCGGUGACGGGACCGCGGCGUUCCGUUUCAGCCUGUCGUCGUGUUUUCUGUUCAUGCAGAUGAUGGAAACUGGAAAGUGACCCGUUUGAGAAAAGUUCUACUUCCCAGUGUGGAGCGUCGUGUCUUGUAGAUAAAUACAUCCUUUGUUGCUCCUCUGUACAGAAAUACUGCUGAUUUUUUUCCCUAGAUAUCUACAUACGUUAAUCUAAUAUAGCCUGGAUGAGUGUGUAUCAUUGGGAACAUCCUUUCUGAUGUAUCUGUUCGAUGACAUUAUUUAAGUUCCAAGUUUCAGUCUUCAGCACUUCUACAGACUGCAGACGCUUGUUUUCACUCACUGCCGGGUGGUUGCUUUGUUACAGAGCACAUCAUUCUGAGAAAAUCUCUCAUCCGAAUGCACAAACACGUCAAAAGUUGGAGAUUUCCGAGUUUGACUGCGCUCAGAUUUAUUUGACCCGCUUGGAAGUAGGACUUUUCCCGCUUUCCAGUUCCUCUCAACGUAACCAUUGUGCUGUUCGGUGUUUUGUUUUGUUUUUUAUUUUUUUCUCAUUGUUCGUACAUGUUAGAGAGCAUUCAGGAGGGUUUUAAGCUUCCAUCAGGUCGGACUGAUGUCGAGAGUGAGGGGGGGAAAAAAGGAGAUAAGGCAAGUUUUUAUUUGAACCAAGUUUGAGAGGGAAAGGACGAGAGCGGACGGGUUUGAGGAGAGGAUGAAGAAAGUGCUGAAAGACGAGCGGUUUGAUGAUCGAGGAGGUUAACUUUAAGCUUUAUGAUGUUCCUGCAGUUGCACGAUAGCAGUAAUCGAGUUUUACCAUUUUUUGAGACUUGGGGAACAAUAUUGAUGCACUUUUAAACACACUCCUUAAGAUUGGUAAGGGGAUAGUGGUUGAGGAGAGAUUUUUUUUUUUGAGGGGGGUGUCUUUGUCUUUUUUUUUUUUUUUUUUUUUUUAGUUUAAGUUAUUUGACUUUCUUUCGUUCCUUUUUUUUUCCGGGCUGGAUCCCCACGGGGUAACGCAGAUUGUCUUGAAAACUACGCCCCAACAGGUGACAUAGACAUAGGAUGAUCGGCGUCGUAGUGUAAUAGUAUAUAAAAUAAAGAGAAGCCAAGCCACGUGUAGACUUCAGUGCGUGUAUUUACCUUUGAACUUGAAUUUUAUUUUCCUCCUUUUUAAAUUUAUAGUCAAACUUACCCUGCUGUGUCCUGAAUAUCCAUGUUUUGUACCUUUCCUCUUCACGUACACCGCUCUCAACUGAAGUUUUACGUCUGCCCUUUGUUUUGUAUAUAACAGACUUACUGAAAUCCUCACGAUGUAUCACAACAGGAAUCUUGUGUCUAAAUUGUAUUUGUGCAUGUUUUGAUUGUGCAAAAAAAAAACCAAAUGUUUUUCACCCCCGUAAAAAAAGAAAAAUGCUUUAAACAGAAAAAAAGUUGUUGCUUUUCCAGGUUUUGUUUAUAAUUUGAGAGGUAAUUCCAAAGUUAGAAAGAGAUUAUAUAUGUUGUUCUCUUGCUGCUAUUAAGCUUUUCUUUUCUAGUCUUACACAAAGAUGCCUUAUUGUCAUUCACUUGUGUGCUGCUAUAUUAUGAUUUUUUUUUUUUUUUUUUGUAUAUGUAACAAGUCUUUGCGUUUCUGUUGUGUAUGUACCGGAGGGAACGUAACACAGUUUGGUGCGGGACUGGAAGUACUCGUGUUUUGCCGAUGUCAUUGAUUAGCAUGUUUUUAUUCUUUUUAUUGUUCCAUUUGUAUCUUUAUAUUCUAUAAUCUUGCUGCUUCUUGGUAAUGUUUGUGUACCUCAGGUUAAUUUGGACAGAGAGAGAGAGCCCAUCUCAUCAUUACCUCAUCACAGUUCGCAUCACACGCGUCGUCUUCACUCUUAAUUUGUCGGACUGGUUUCACUUUUAUUUUGUUUUUGUUUUUUUUUUUUUGUUUUUUUUACUUUGAGAGGAAGUGUAGGGCUUAUACUUCUUCUGUAACCCCCACCCUAGUGGCCGGAUGCCCACUGAGCGGUUCAAAGUGCCUGCAGCCUGUUUUAAAUGAGGUUGUCUCUUUACAUCUGGUGCUAAGUCAAUGCAAACCUACAUAGCGUAUUCUACUUGUAUCUGAAAAAAAUGACUUAUUGUCAAAGAUUUUGUAGUUUCGUUAACAUAUUUUAUCAGUUUUGAUCAAAGUGGAAUAUUGCUCAUUUUUGAGGUACCCAGUAAUUUCAAGUUUGAUCCACCAGAAUGUUUUAUUGUUGUUCAGUGUGGUUAUUACAUCAAUCUGCCUUCACACUGUCCCACAUGCAAAAACACAAUGUACCUCAACAAUUUGUCCUCAAUAAAUUGGCUAAAAUCA